AUGGAAAAUGGAACCGCGACAACCAUCGAGUUGUCAGCGAUAUCGCUUGCAGCGAAAAUACCAGACUUCUGGCAGGACCAACCGCGGCUGUGGUUUCUGCAGGUAGAAGCGGUAUUAGCUCAGCAGAAAGCAGGGGACCAAUCAAACUAUAAUAUGGUUAUUGCUAAAUUGGGAAAGCAGGCGAUUCAGCAAGUUGCCGACAUUUUGGAGAAACCACCGGAGGAGAAUAAAUUUGCAACAUUAAAAGCCAGAUUAUUAAGUGUCUACGAGGAGACAGAGGCAAAACGAUUGCAACAGUUAAUGUCGGACAUGGAGCUUGGUGACCAGCGCCCAUCGCAGCUUAUGAGGAAGAUGAAGGACCUCGCAAGAGAUAAGAUUCCUGAUGAGACCUUGACAUAUUUUUGGCAAGGUCAUCUACCACCGUCGGUGAGGGCCGUUGUAGCGUCCGCAGAUUCAAAAAAGAUUGAGACUCUGGCAAGCAUAGCUGAUAAGGUAAUGGAGACCUUCAAACCGAAUGAAGUUGCCGCUAUACAGAGUACUUCACGUCAAUCACGCCAGAGUUCGCCGACAGAUUUUAUAACGGCAGAAUUGGCGAAGAUCAACAAUCGGAUAAAUCAACUUGAACUUGCCAAUAACCAAGGACGAGGUGGGACUGGAAGGAAUAGCCGCAGACAAGGGCGUGCACGUAGUCGCUCACGCAACAACAGCCGCUCUUCAAGCCAGGAUUCUAAAAACCAGGAUUGGUUGUGUUUUUAUCACUACCGCUUCAAGGCGAAGGCGUAUAAGUGCGUUCAAGUAGCAGCAGUACUAGCUUGCGUAGUAGUAACUGCAAAAACCUGA
Molecule: messenger RNA, 840 nt
Organism: Cydia amplana
Lineage: Eukaryota; Metazoa; Arthropoda; Insecta; Lepidoptera; Tortricidae
Exons: 1
Coding region: 1-840 (279 amino acids)
Source: RefSeq, a predicted model, not a curated record